GGCUAAACUGAUAAAAGGAAGAUAAAGCAUCAGAUUUUAUUGCUUUCCCAGCGCCUCUCCCAGCACAUAGAGAUGACCAAGCAGCAAACUAGACUAGGACUGGUGCUCACUGUUCUUGCCAGUAUAAAGGUUAUAUCUGCCUUCCCCAACUCUUCUCCAAUAAUCAGUGGCGGCUGGGGGGUCCCUGACAGACUGAUGCACCUAUAUACGGCCAGUGACUGGAACAGCUUCCACCUACAGAUCAACCAUGAUGGAAGCAUUGAUGGAACCCCUACCCAAACCAUUUACAGUGCAAUAAUGAUCAAAUCAGAAUCCGCUGGGCACGUGGUUAUUACUGGGGUGAAGACUAAUCGGUACCUGUGCAUGGAUAAAAGUGGGAACAUUUUUGGAUAUCACGACUUCAACCACGACGACUGCGUUUUUAAGCACGAGACUCUGGAGAACAACUUUGACGUUUACCAUUCUCCAAAACACAACUUUGUGAUCAGCCUCAAGGAGCCCAAGCAUCAUUUCCGCCUCGGCAUGGACCUGCCCCCUUACUCCCAAUUCCUGUCCUUGGAGAAUGAAAUCCCCAUAACCAGAUUCAAUGCUCCAGAGCCGGAAAUGAGAAUCCCAGAGGGCAACUUUGCUGACCCCAGCGACAUCAUAAAGAACCCCAGGAACUGGGACUUUUCGCAGUCUAUUCAUAAUCCAUUUCAGGAUGUGUGGUUGCCGUUCCCCAGCGGUUCAUUACCAAUCAUUAGAGCUUCCUUGCCAAUUAUUCAUAACAAUGUGAUUAAUACAGAUGACCCUGAAGAAAUUGUAAAAAUGAAGAGAUACAGAUAUUUCAAGAGGUAGUCAUGUGAAUGUAGCAAACUCCUUCCUGGAUGGAGUCACAAAAGCAUUAGAUUCUGGAUUUAGCGUUCUAUAUAACUCACAGUAUAAGGAAACCAUUCACAUGUAGACUUAGUACCCAGCAUCCAUAGCAUUGUUUAUUCAGGGAAGCUUCUCAGUUCUUAUGUAUUUUGUGUUACUACACUAUUCCCCAUUCCCUGCUGCCUACCCCUAGUGCACCCAAACCAUACCAUGAAUAUAUAUUUUCCUUCUAAAAGUUCCACUGAACACUAUAGACAGAAGGCGGCUUAUGGUUCACGAGACCAUAGCUUCAUAAAGGCAGUAUUGUAUAUCAUAGAGCUGGUAUACAAACUGUGAUGAACAGCAGUGGUAUAAUCUGGGCUUACUUGCCCUUUGAUAACUUAUUGAAUUAUUUAAUGAGUUAUUUAUGGCUUUUUAUGUUCGGAUUCUAACUUGGCUAAGCGGGGAAAGACUUUGUGGUACAA
Xenopus tropicalis (tropical clawed frog) is the source of this 1319-nucleotide messenger RNA. RefSeq names its product fibroblast growth factor 23, gene 2 (gene fgf23.2). The record is from RefSeq and is a predicted model, not a curated record. Gene Ontology annotation, molecular function: growth factor activity. Lineage: Eukaryota; Metazoa; Chordata; Amphibia; Anura; Pipidae. The transcript is spliced from 3 exons. Bases 73 to 837 code for a protein of 254 amino acids.